ACAAUGUGAUGUGGUGUUCCCAUUGCAUCAGCCAUUGGAUUCUUGGGGUACACAGAAAGCAUAGCAUGAUUGAGCAAACACUUGAACUUCAAAAGAAGGUAGAGAUGGGGAAAGAAGACCAAGACAAGAUAAGCAAACCUUUAAUGUCAUACACAUAUAUAUAGAAAGGUUAUCUGUCAGACCCUUCUACCGUGCAGUGUUAUCUGCUGAUGCUUCAUUCUGAAGAACUCCAGACACAAGAACAAACCCAGUACUAUAUAAGAGGAAAUGAGGGGGAACUUGUGGCAACUUGGGCAAUCAAUCACCCGGCGUCUUGCCCAUGGUGAUAAGAAGGCUGUUGCUCGUCGAUAUUUUGCCACAGAAGCUGAGCUGAAAAAGACAGUUCUUUAUGACUUCCAUGUAGCCAAUGGAGGGAAGAUGGUGCCAUUUGCUGGAUGGAGCAUGCCAAUCCAAUACAAGGACUCAAUCAUGGACUCAACUCUGAAUUGUAGGCAGAAUGGUUCCCUUUUUGAUGUUUCUCAUAUGUGCGGGCUAAGCCUCAAGGGGAAGGAUUCAGUCCCAUUCCUUGAAAAGCUAGUCAUUGCUGAUGUUGCUGGGCUUUCCCCUGGAACUGGAUCAUUGACUGUCUUCACAAAUGAAAAGGGAGGGGCUAUUGAUGAUUCAGUAAUUACCAAGGUGAAGGAUGAUCACAUAUACUUGGUUGUGAAUGCUGGGUGUAGGGAUAAAGAUCUGGCUCAUAUUGAGGAGCAUAUGAAGGCAUUCAAGGCCAAAGGUGGUGAUGUGUCGUGGCAUAUCCAUGAUGAGAGAUCUCUUCUUGCUCUGCAGGGUCCUCUUGCUGCUCCGGUUCUUCAACACCUGACAAAAGAGGAUUUGAGCAAACUGUACUUUGGGGAGUUCCGUGUGUUGGACAUAAAUGGUGCACAGUGCUUUCUCACCCGGACAGGGUAUACUGGGGAAGAUGGAUUUGAGAUAUCAGUUCCUUCAGAGAAUGCAGUGGAUCUUGCCAAGGCAAUUCUGGAAAAAUCUGAAGGGAAGAUAAGAUUGACCGGAUUGGGUGCUCGAGAUAGUCUAAGACUAGAAGCUGGAUUGUGUUUAUAUGGCAAUGACAUGGAACAACAUAUAACACCUAUUGAGGCAGGACUGACAUGGGCCAUAGGGAAGAGAAGGAGAGCAGAAGGGGGUUUUCUAGGAGCUGAGGUUAUACUGAAACAGCUUGAAGAAGGUCCUAAGAUCAGGCGUGUUGGUUUCUUUUCUUCUGGUCCACCUGCUAGAAGCCACAGUGAGAUUCAAGAUGAAGGAGGUAACAACAUUGGGGAAGUCACCAGUGGUGGAUUCAGCCCUUGCCUUAAGAAGAACAUAGCCAUGGGAUAUGUGAAAUCAGGAUUGCACAAGGCAGGAACCAAGGUAAAGAUUAUUGUUCGAGGAAAAGCCAAUGAGGGAGUUGUAACAAAAAUGCCAUUUGUACCAACAAAAUACUACAAGCCGUCCUGAUUUACUUUUGAGGUUUCACCUUGAACGUUUCUCAAUACACUCCCUCGACCAGUUUUCUCAUAAUCUGGACGUUGUAGUGGAUUUUAAUGCUAUUGUCUACUCGCAUCAAGUACAAGUAGAAUGGCUUUCAUUAAUAACUCAAUUUCGUUUCAAACAUGUAUGAUAGUUGAGUUCAACCUGUGUUAUCUUGAUAUUUUCUGACGCUGUUCUCACCAACUUCUGCUCCGAAGUCAAGAUGACAUCUAUGAAAUUCAAAGUAGACAUGUAUUCACUGCAUGACUUUGAGAUAUAUGAACUCUCGCUGUUACAAUUUGUAUCACUUGAUUCUACAUGGUUUCAGACCUAUCAUUUAAAGUCACUAUGAUUAUAAUGUGUAUCACUUAACAAUAAAUGCCCAAAAUGCUGUAUUAUGUGAAGGGUUUAAUGUUUCUCGUGUUAUCGUAGGAGAU
This is a messenger RNA of Gastrolobium bilobum, 1940 nucleotides long. Its product is annotated as aminomethyltransferase, mitochondrial. Lineage: Eukaryota; Viridiplantae; Streptophyta; Magnoliopsida; Fabales; Fabaceae. The transcript has 5 exons. Gene Ontology annotation, cellular component: mitochondrion. Gene Ontology annotation, molecular function: protein binding; aminomethyltransferase activity. The record is from RefSeq and is a predicted model, not a curated record. The coding region runs from base 268 to 1491 and encodes 407 amino acids. Gene Ontology annotation, biological process: glycine decarboxylation via glycine cleavage system.